Messenger RNA from Penaeus vannamei (Pacific white shrimp), 442 nucleotides. The record is from RefSeq and is a predicted model, not a curated record. NCBI's taxonomy places the organism in Eukaryota, Metazoa, Arthropoda, Malacostraca, Decapoda, Penaeidae.
AACUGGUAUAAAUAAAAGCUCCCUUCGAGAAGCGCGCAUUCAGGAGCUCAAGUGCUGAAGUGAAGUCGAAAAAAGUGUGCAGAAGUUAAGAAUGGCGAGUGCAAACAGCUACAAGAACCUCCGGGACCUGGCCGGCGCGGGCGACGGGCAGGCCCUGCGGUCCGCUCUCGCCUCCCUGCCUCCGCGCGCCAAGAAGGACUUCCUCGGCAAGCCUGUCUGUCCAUCAGGCAGGCUUUUGCUUCACCAGGCUGCCGAGGAAGGCCGAGAGGAGGUGGUGGAGAUCCUGGUCGAAGCCGGAGCCGAUGUCAGUGCCAAGGACAACCGGGGUAAGUUGUCACUGCGGGUUUUGUAUUUUUCCUUCACGUUGAUUUUGACCAUAAUGGUACUGACGAUUGAUGAUAGCAUAUCUGAAGAUGAUUGUUGGUAGCAGUAAUGGAUAUGA